GGUUGGACAGGGCCUAUUUCAGAUUUGGCGUCCGCCAUCGCUUUCCCCAGCUUUUUUCCUCUCUCUCUUUCUUUCCUCCAACAAAGGAGCCCGGGGUAUGCGCUUGAGUCGACCAAGCCUACUCCACUCGCAGCUCCACCGCAUCAGACGACGCCCCCUUUCCUUUCCGCCACGACUUGCCGCCACUUUAGGCGCAGCAGCAGACGCGACAAUGAGCUCCAACGACGGGAGCGGCAGCAGCAGUGGAGGCAGCCUCUCGCGGCUCGCCCAGCUCGGUCGCCAGCUGUUGCCCAUCGCACCCGUAUCCACAAAGAGCAGCGGCAGUGGUGACGAUGAACAACAAGAGCAGCUGGGCUCGCUCAGCUUUGGGCCUUCGGUGCAGCUGCCGGUGUUCAAGCCAAAGGACCUGAGCCGGUUACCCCAAGACCGGCUGCUGCUUAGCUUGGACGACCCCGUGACCCUCGAGAGCCUCGAGUGGAUGGCCAAGAAGUACGCCCUGAACCAAGACAUGUUCCUCCUUUCUCCCCCCGGUCCGUACGCCCGUCGACUGGCUAUGACGUUUGCCGCGCUGCUCCAGCUCCCCAUCGAGGUCGUCUCGCUGCACCGCGACAUUGGCGAGGCCGAGCUGCUGCAGACGCGCAACCUCGAGGCAGGUGGCAACCUGAGCUACACCGAUGGACCCGUCGUUCGCGCCAUGAAGCAGGGCGCCAUCCUCGUCCUCGAGGGCGUGGAGCGCGCCGAGAGGAAUGUGCUGCCGCUCCUCAACAACAUUCUCGAGAACCGCGAACAGGAUCUGCCAGACGGGACGAGCCUGGUGCCUGCCUCGAGGCUUGCGUCCGUGCAGAAGGAGGAGGCUGCAGCAAAGCGCUCCGCGUCGCGCUUCCAGGCCGUCGACCCCCGCUUCCGCGUUGUCGCACUGGGCCUGCCCACGCCUCCCUACCGUGGCAAUCCCCUCGAUCCCCCCUUUCGCAGUCGAUACCAGGCUCGGUGGGUCGAAGGAGUGGUGCCAUCCACGCUGAAGCCUUCAACGACGGCGACAUCGGAGCAGGCUGUCCAGCUCAAAGACCGCCUCUUUGAGUGGGCCUCGUUGCUGCGACUGCAUGCGACGGCGGCCAGGGGUGCCGAUGCCCUGCCCCCCGCCUCGCAGCUGCCCAAUGUCCCCGCCACGGCCCUCUCGCUCCUCGACGAUGUCGUCUCGCGCUUCCCGCCCGCUGAGCCCCUGGCUUCCCCGCCGGCCUCGCUCAAUGACACUGGAUCAGAAGAGGCGCAGGCGGCCCUGGCCCUCGCCCAGCAAAAGGCUCCGCGAGACGGUGCGCUCAACGUACCUGAGCGCACCAGGGAUCAGAUCGCACAGCGGGAGGCCGACCAGCUCAAGCGGGCCCAGGACCAGCGUGCAAAGGAGGCCGACAACGUGUCGCCAUCGACGGUCACGCUUCUGGGCGCCGGCUACCCCAUGCUGCACACGCUCGACGACCAGAAGUCAAAGCUUGCCAAGGAGCUCCUCUGGAGCACGGGACUGAACAAGGGCGUGGGCGCCGGCCAAAGUCCGGCCGACUCGGGAGCCGGCAUGCUCGGCUACAUCGUCACGGCAGUCGAGCGAGUCGACGACCGCACGGCCAAGCUCACGUUCAAGCAGGUCGCCAGCGGCACCACCGUCGAGCUCGAAGCGCCGUGUGGACCCUUGCCCUUUGCUCCCCUGCCCGCCACGGCUGGCCGCCAGGAUGAUGUGCUCGUCACUCCCCGGCUCCUCUCGAUGCUCACGGCCAUGCUCCAGCUCCACAGCCUUGGUCGCGACAUCUGCCUGCUGCCCUCGGCCCUCGCUGCGCCUUCGGACAAGGGAAACGAGGAUCCCGAUGUGGUCGUCGCCCGGCAGGCCUCUUCGUCGACGUCAACGACGAUCGGCCUCUUUGCUGCCGUGCUGGGCUACCGGGUCGAGAACGUGUGGCUGUACAAGGACAUUGGCGGCAACGAGCUACUGAUGCGUCGCGCUACCAGCGCAGAUGGGUCGACGACGUGGGAGCCUGCGCCGCUGAUCAAGGGCGCCAACGAUGCCCGCCUGGUCCACCUCGCUGGCGUCGAUGUCCUGGGACCGACGCUGGGCAGCCUUGCCCGGCUCAUGCAGGACCGCGAGGUCGAGCUCUGGGCCGGUCUUCGCGCCACGCUGUCGCGAUCGGGCCUCGACAGCGCCAAGAGUGCAUUUGCAACCAUCGACCCGUGCUUCCGGAUCGUCGCCACCGCCGCCGCGGCCAAGCCCGAGUGGCUCAACGAGGAGGCCUCGACGCUCUUUGGCUUCGUCCAGCCCAGCCCCAUGUCGCCGCAGGAGGAGCGCGCCGUCAUCGAGGCCCAUGCUCCUGGCUGCCCCAAGGACAUCCUCGACAAGCUGCUGCAUUUCGCCCACCGCUACCGCGCCUUGUCUUCCAACACCAACGUGGGCCUGGCCAAGUCUCGCCGGCUUGGGACCAGGGCCCUCGUCAGGAUGGCUCGCCGCCUGGCUGUGCUGCCAGCCAGCACCGACAUGCGCAGCCUCGUCGCCCGCAAUCUUCUCGUCGACUUCCUUCCUCGCACCACGCGAGAGCUCGUCUCGCGCCUCCUCGACGAGUGUGGCUUGCGUCUCCGUGGUUCCGAGGGCGCAUUUGAGUUCCAGCCCAAGGAGUUCCUCGCCGACCCCAGGCACGAAAACGGCCAGCUCGUGUUCGAAGACCGCAACAUGCCCUCUCAGGAGCCUGUGCGCGUGCCGCUGUACGACGCAGCGAGCAAGGAUGCCGAGGGCGGCUCACGCCUCAUCCCGAGCAUCGGCACCGGCUUCUACAACAACCCGACCCAGUCUGCCUUGCUGCGCGACCUGGCCGUCGACCUGCACGUCGUCGGCGAGCACAUCCUCCUCAUGGGCAACCAGGGCACGGGCAAGAACAAGGUCGUCGACCGCAUCGUCGAGCUCCUCGGCCGACCGCGCGAGUACAUGCAGCUCCACAGGGACUCGACGGUGGCCCAGGUGCUCCAGCUCGUCGAGCUCAAGGAAGGAAGGCUGCGCUUCGUCGAGAGCCCCCUUGUGCGUGCCAUCCGACUUGGCCGCGUCGUCGUCGUCGAUGAGGCCGACAAGUGUUCGGCUGCCGUCACGGCCGUGUUCAAGUCGCUUGCUGAGCGCGGCGAGCUGUCGCUGCCCGACGGCUCCCGCGUCAGGCCGGCCAACGUCGCAGGCGACGAUGAGCGCGACGUGGUCGUCCAUCCCGACUUCAGGCUUGUCCUCUUGGCCAACCGGCCAGGCUUCCCGUUCCUGGGCAAUGCCUUCCUCGAGGUGCUUGGAGAGGGCUUCUCGUGCUACGCCGUGGCGAACCCAGACCUGGAGAGCGAGGUGCGGCUGCUGCUCCAGGCGGCUCCCUCGGUCGACGAGGGCCUCGUGCGCAAGCUCGACCUCGCCUUCCACGACCUCCGCGACGCCUUUGACGCCGGCCUCGUCACCUACCCCUACUCGCUCCGAGAGCUGCUGCACAUUGUGCGGCACAUGGACAAGUACCCCAACGAGUCGCUCACCGAUGUCUUGCUCAACACGCUCACCUUUGACAUCCACCGGCCCGAGGCGAUCCAGCUCGUGUACCAGACGCUGAAGCGGCGCGGGCUCGACGUCGAUGGGCUCACGCUCGCGGCGAUUCGCGAGCGCAUGGAGGAGAAAAAGGGCGACAAGGGCGGGCCCCGCAUCGAGUGGGACCCCAAGAAGCUCGGCAUGGACACGUCGCUCGAUAAGCCAAAGCAGGGCAAGACGGACCCGGAGAACAAGCCCCACCAGGGCGGCAACACCUGGAAGGGCGGCACGGGCGGGCGCGACACGGCUGGCCUGGGCGGCAUCGGGGGCUACGAGCGCUUCAAUGCGGGCCACGAGGUCAAGCAGGUCCCCGACAGCCUCAAGAAGGAGGUGCCGGAGCACAUCAAGAAGCAGGCCCGCGAGAUGGCCCAGCGCGCCCUCGCCGAGAAGCUCGCCGACGAAGGCAUGACGGCCCACGAGGGCGCCACGUACCACAAGUACAAGCGCGAGCUCGAGGCCCAGAUCCAGCACCUCGUCAAUGUCCUCAACGACUUGCAGGCACAGGCAAAGGAGCGCACAUGGCUCACGCGCCAGCAGGAGGGCGAGCUCGACGAGCGGCGCCUCACCAAUGCCCUCACGGGCGAGAGGGCCGUCUUCAAGAGGCGCCAGGAGGCACCCCCGGAAGUCGGUGCUCCCCAAACAAAGCCCAAGCGCAUCAGGUUCCUUGUUGAUCUUUCCGCAUCCAUGAUGAGCAUGGCUUACGAUGGCCGCAUGGAGCGAGAGAUCAAGACCAUGCUGAUGAUCAUGGAGGCAUUCAGCCAUGUCAGCAAGGACAAGUUCCUCUACGACAUUGUCGGCCACCACGGUGAGAGCGCACACGUGCACCUCACCACCACCGACAAGCCGCCCGAGACGAUUGGGAAGCGGUGGAAAGUACUGCGGGACAGCGACGCCACGAUGUCGUUUGUCAUGUCGGGCGACUCGACCCUGGAGUCGAUUGCCUGGGCCUGCAAGGACAUUACCAAGCACGAGGCAGACGACUACUUUGUCAUUGCGCUCUCGGAUGCCAACCUGCCGCGGUACGGCAUCACGAUUGCCGCGCUGGAAAAGGCCAUGUCGACGAGCGACAAGGUCAAGUGCGCACUUAUUUGCCUCGAUCGUGGCGAGGACGGCAAGGAGCUGGCUCGCCGGAUGCCGGGUAAAGCAUACCAGGUCUCUGAGAUGAAGGCGUUGCCCCAGGUGCUGAACAGCGUCCUGACUACCAUGAUCGAUUAGAGACUCCCAGAUACAGGCCACGCCGGCCCCUUCCUGUACCUAGACAGUGCCAAGCGGAAUUCAUUACAUUGCGGACGCGGCCUAGAUAGUGCCGAGCGAG
Molecule: messenger RNA, 4895 nt
Organism: Acaromyces ingoldii
Lineage: Eukaryota; Fungi; Basidiomycota; Exobasidiomycetes; Exobasidiales; Cryptobasidiaceae
Exons: 3
Coding region: 212-4795 (1527 amino acids)
Cellular component (GO): cytoplasm
Molecular function (GO): ATP hydrolysis activity; ATP binding
Source: RefSeq, a predicted model, not a curated record